AUGGAACAAAACCACAACACUGCAGAAGAUACCUCUACCAAUGGGUUUCCUGUCUCUCCUUGCCAGUCAAAUCACUCCGAAAAUCCUGCAUCUGACAAAGCUGGCACCGCAUUACUUUUCUCUGGAAUCUUUUUGGGAGUUAUAGGAAUAACUUUCACUGUGAUUGGGUGGGUGAAAUAUGAAGAUGUCAUUCACUUUGAAUGGACUCGAUUGCUUGGACCCACUCUGCUUUUCAUGGGCGUGACAUUUCUGCUGAUAGUUGUGUGCAAAUUUGAAAUAUUCUCCUGCAACUCUUGCAACCAGAAUGAAGAAAGCCCAUAUAAUGGGCUUUACACUGGAAUUAGGCAGCCCACCAUUCUUCAUGGGGCUGCAAUGGUUCCUUACUUGCCUUCUCCAACCCACGAAAGGGUUGCUACCAAUUCAGCCAAUUUGCAGCAACUAUUGAGCCAUUCUGAGCCUGUCUCCACAUCAAUAAUUUCUGUUCUUAAUCAUCCUCAUUCUGAUAAUGUCACUUCCAUGGGCAGCUCAGCUUUUUCAGAAGAGAAUUAUUCUGCUUAUCUUACAGUGGACACCAUAAGUGAAAGGUCAACUAACAGUCUUGAGGAACCUGAAGAGAUAUUGGAUGAAGAUCUUUGGAAUGAUUCCUCACCUCCUCCUUAUGAGAAGCUAUUCCCACCUUUGCCAUAA
Notechis scutatus (mainland tiger snake) is the source of this 687-nucleotide messenger RNA. RefSeq names its product transmembrane protein 174 (gene TMEM174). Lineage: Eukaryota; Metazoa; Chordata; Lepidosauria; Squamata; Elapidae. The record is from RefSeq and is a predicted model, not a curated record.